Messenger RNA from Pseudophryne corroboree (corroboree frog), 531 nucleotides. Its product is annotated as gamma-crystallin 1-like. NCBI's taxonomy places the organism in Eukaryota, Metazoa, Chordata, Amphibia, Anura, Myobatrachidae. Gene Ontology annotation, biological process: lens development in camera-type eye; visual perception. Gene Ontology annotation, molecular function: structural constituent of eye lens. The record is from RefSeq and is a predicted model, not a curated record. The transcript is spliced from 4 exons. The coding region runs from base 1 to 531 and encodes 176 amino acids.
AUGGGAAAGAUCACAUUCUACGAGGACAAGAACUUCAAGGGCCGGUCCUAUGAGUGCAGCAGCGACAAUAAUGACCUGCACUCUCACUUCACACGUUGCAACUCCAUCAAGGUUGACAAUGGCUCUUGGAUGAUUUACGAGCAAACCAACAACAAAGGCCAUCAGUAUUUUCUUAAAAAAGGAGAAUACCCAGACUACCAGCACUGGAUGGGCUUCAACGACACCAUCAGUUCCUGCCACAUGAUCCCUCUGCCUUAUACUGGAUCUUUCGUGAUCAGACUGUACGAGAAAGAAGAUUUCCGAGGACAAAUGGUAGAGUUCACAGAAGACUGCCCACACGUCUUCAAAGACUUCAACUACCAGGAAAUCCACUCCUGCAACGUGAUAGAAGGUCACUGGAUCUUCUACGAGGAACCCAGCUACAGAGGGCGGCAGUACUACCUGAGACCCAGAGAGUACCGGAGAUUCAGUGAUUGGGGCGCAGCAAAUGCAAGAGUUGGUUCCGUUAGAAGAGUUAAAGAUUUAUAUUAA